Messenger RNA from Plasmodium berghei ANKA, 399 nucleotides. RefSeq names its product conserved Plasmodium protein, unknown function. The record is from RefSeq and is a predicted model, not a curated record. Bases 1 to 399 code for a protein of 132 amino acids. The transcript has 5 exons. NCBI's taxonomy places the organism in Eukaryota, Apicomplexa, Aconoidasida, Haemosporida, Plasmodiidae.
AUGGAUGAUUUUAUAAACAAUGAUGCCGAAUUAAAACGCAAAGCCUGGAAUUUGCAUUUCGGCAAUAAAAGAGCUAUACAUAAAUAUAAAUUUCAAAAAAAUACAAAAAAUAAAUAUAUCACUAAAUGGGUUAAAGAAAAAGACGAAGAAAAUUUGUUUGAAAGAUGGACAAAAAUAACAACACCAAAUAAGAAAUAUACAUCCGAAUCAGAAGGGGAAAAUUUCAAAGAUGAACAACGAAAGAACAAAAAUGUGGGCACAAAAUUAGUACCACAAAAUAAUAAUACGAGAAGAAGUUAUAGAUUAAAUUUACAAAGCAUUCUUCAAGAAGGUGCCUCUAAAAAAAAUUAUGUCGACCCAGAUAGUGAUAUGUUUCUUGAAGACGAAUAUAGCAGAUAA